This is a messenger RNA of Kwoniella shivajii, 1932 nucleotides long. RefSeq lists its product as uncharacterized. The transcript has 10 exons. NCBI's taxonomy places the organism in Eukaryota, Fungi, Basidiomycota, Tremellomycetes, Tremellales, Cryptococcaceae. Gene Ontology annotation, molecular function: protein binding. Gene Ontology annotation, biological process: mRNA splicing, via spliceosome. The record is from RefSeq and is a predicted model, not a curated record. The coding region runs from base 1 to 1932 and encodes 643 amino acids.
AUGUCUUCUAUCGCAAUCCCUUCCAUGCCGAACCAAGCUGGACCUUCACGUUCACGACUAUCCGACGGGGCUCUCACUAAUGGAGAAACGACAUCAACCAGUACAACAUCAACAUCAACAAUGACAGCUAGACAAAGAGAGAAAUCGCCUUUGAGGAAAAUAGAUUUGGAUGAUGUGAGAUUGGAUGAAAGCGCUUUUGAUCAUGAAAUCGAUUUGUUAAUCUCACAGUAUCUUGAAAAUAGAGGUGUACCCUCUGUAUCCCAAUUAUGGGAUGAGAGAAUUCUGGGUGUAGGGAAUCAAAUUGGAGAUGGGGAUGAGAAUGGACGAGGAGAAGGAGAGGAGAGGAGAGAUUCAAUUGAAGAUGUUGAAAGAGCUAUUUUAGAUGGAGAUUACGGUUCUAUAGAAGGGUUAAUAUCAAAACCUGGUUUACUCAAAAAUCAAACUCAGAAAUCUUUCUUAUAUUUAUGUUGGAGACAACAAUUCUUGGAACAUGUUGAGAAUCGAGAAUCACAGAAAGCUUUUAAUCUACUUUCGAAACGAUUAAAACCAUUAGAACAUUAUCAACCUGUUCCAUACGAUUUUUAUUCUUUAUCAUAUUUGACAUCAGCUUCUACUGUUCACGAUGCUCCUACUUUCAGAGAUUGGGCUGGAGUUGGUCCCGAACGAGAAAGGUUGGUUGGUGUAUGGAGAGAAUUGAUGGGUUCUGAAAGAGAUCAAGACCACGAGAAACGUUAUGUUCCUCCGAAUAGACUGAAAAUGCUCCUAAAACAAGCUGCAGCUUGGCAAAUCAAUCAAGUCGGAUAUACAAAUAAUGGAGCUAUCAAAUUACCUACCCUCCUGAUGGACUAUGAGCCUCUCCGACUUCCUGGUCGAUUGAUAAAUCUCCUCAAAGGUCAUACGGCAAAUGUGAAGAGUGUUGAUCUGAUAGGACCCAACGGAGAUUUAGGUGUUAGUGGAGCGAGCGAUUCUACACUACGCAUUUUCUCUUUGGAAGAUUACUCAACUCGCCAUAUACUUCAAGGACAUACAUCCAGGAUAUGGAGCUGUUCUUCCUCAGAUGAUGGAUCGACAAUAGUCAGUGGAUCAGGAGAUGGAUCAAUCCGAUUCUGGAAUGUGAAUACAGGUGAAUGUAAUGGUGUUUUACAAGGUGAUGGAGGUGAUGUAUACAGUGUCAGGUGGCGACCUGGCAAACAGAACCAAAUCGUUUCAGCAAGUUAUGAUCGUAUACUUCGUUCGUGGGAUAUAGAAACUUCAAAACAGAUUAGAACUUUUUCAGGUCAUAGUCAAUCGACUUUAGCUGUCACGUUUGAUUACACUGGAAAUAUCAUCGCAUCUGGAUCAAAAGACAAACACAUCAGACUGUGGGAUGCGGUGGGAGGUACAUGUAUUAAAAAUAUGACUGGAUGUUUAGGUGAAAUCACUUCUGUAGAAUUUGAUCAACAAGGUAGAUAUCUCUUGGCGGGAUGUAAAGACAAUUCAAAUAGGUUAUGGGAUUUACGUAUGCAACGUAAUCUAUAUCGAUAUAUAGGACAUCAAAAUACAUCUAAAAACCUGAUUCGAUGUUCUUUCGCUCAUAACGCUUCUCUGGUAAUUGGCGGUUCAGAAGAUGGUUGUGUUUAUAUAUGGGAACGAGAAGGAUCAUCUUCAUCAUCUAAACAAGGUGAUGAUAGGCAUAAUGGGAUGUUAUCGUCAAAUACAAAUACAAAUACGAAUCCAAAUUCCAAUAUCAGUAAUCCUGAUUCUACAAUAGCAUCGUUCUAUCCGCCCAGACAGAAAAUCAUAUCGACAAACCUACUCCAUACGAAUGUACAAACUGUCAAUCCAAUUAGGGUAUUAGAAGGUCAUAGAGACGGUGCUGUUUUUGACGUUAAAUGGAGAAAUGGGAAAUUGAUUAGCGCAGGUGAAGACGGCCUGGUCGGUAUUUGGGGUUAA